This is a messenger RNA of Calliphora vicina (urban bluebottle blowfly), 8582 nucleotides long. It is a transcript of the gene px, whose product is annotated as plexus. The transcript has 14 exons. The coding region runs from base 1106 to 7477 and encodes 2123 amino acids. NCBI's taxonomy places the organism in Eukaryota, Metazoa, Arthropoda, Insecta, Diptera, Calliphoridae. The record is from RefSeq and is a predicted model, not a curated record.
UGACAACGCCGAUACAUUUUGUAUGUCGGCUUCGGAUCUCUAUUCUCUUUGUUGUUCCAUAAUUCCGAUGGAAAAUUAAACAGAAUUUGUGCCCAGUAAAAAAUAAUUUAAUAUUAAAACACACAGAAAGUUCAUAUAUUGUAAUUUAGUUAAAUUACGUAAACCUUUUUGCAAGCGUAAAUCUGUGUAAAUAUUUAUUUUAAUUAGUGAAAAGAGUUUACAAAAAUAAUUCCAAACCACCGAAUACCCGAAUCAACGUCACGAAACGAAUUAAACGAAAAGAAAGUGUGUGUGAAAAAUGUAAAAAGACCUUGUAUGAAAUGAAUUUAUUGUUAAACAACAGGAUUAAAUAAAAUAAAGCGAAACGCAUAAAGAAAAAUAUAAUAAUAAUAUGAAGUUGAAAAACAUUUGUUUCCACUUCUAAAAUGAAAAUUUUGAAAAAUAGUGUCAUGAUACGAUUAAAAAAUAGCGAAUUAAUAAAAUUGGAGCAAGGUUUUCCCUGGUGACGAUAUACGGGCUUUUCUGUUUUUGGUUAUAAAGAAUAUAAUAUUAAUAAAAAUAAACUUAACAUAUUUUUAAAGUGUAGUGUAAAACCAAAAUUAGAACUCUCCAUUCAUUCAUUGUUGUACGUUUUCACUGCUCUCCCUUUUGUUUAUUCUACAUUGUAUACCUAAAUGCAACGAGACAGCAACGACAGCAAUUGUGACUACUCUCCGGGUGGGAUUUUGUGCAACUGCAUACAAUUUUAUUAAAAAUAUUUAAAAGCUUUUUCAUUGUGCUAUAUGAAUAAUAAGAAAAACUAAAAUUUAUAAUAAUUAAAGUUCCAAUGAGAAUAUGACAGACAGUGUUUAAUGCUAAAUCACAAUAACAUUAUUUCAACUAUACAUACGAAAAUGCACAUCCACCAACAAUAAUAAUAAUAAAAAAAUAAAAAAUCAAAUUGUAUACAAAAAAAUGAAAUAAAAUAAAAUAAAAAAAUAACAACAAAAAAGUGCCUCAAUGUAUUGUACACGAAGAUUAGGAAGAACAAGAAACCAUUAUCUUUUUAUGUCAGGAUAUAUACAAUUUUAAACGACGUACAUAUACAAAUUUCAGCCGCACAAGAAUGGAAAAGGCCAAAGCAUAUAUAAAAAAUGAAUUAAAAAGUGCUAAUUCACAACAACAACAUCAUCUACAACAGCCGCAGCAGCAGCAACAUCACACUGAACAUUCAGUGGCAUCACUGGCACGACCAACAUCAGCAAAUCAACAACAACAACAGCAGCAGCAGCAACAAUUUAACUUGAAUCAAUCUCAAUAUUUUCAACAUUCACCCCAUGGCAGCAAUAGGCAAACUCCACCACCGCCAUUACAACCACGACACCAGGCAGCAAGCACGGAUGGAACAGAUUUAAUUCCGUUGUGUUACGUGUGCGGUGGCCAGGGUGGCUACGAGCCAAUUAGGAUUAGGCCCAACUAUGAAAGACCGUCCGAAUCGUACUUUCCAUUUUUGGAAAGACAUGAGCCACCUGUGGGCGUGCCGCAGGUGACAUCCAGUCAAAUGUACGCAAUGGCCUGCCAUCUCUGUUAUCGUUCACUCAACGAACAAUGGGACGCGUACGAAAGGGAGAAAAAGCCACAUAUACAACGAAUUUAUCAUAUGAAAAGGGUGGAUAACAAACCCUACAUAGGCGCUGAUAUUGCUACUCAGGGUGAAUACGCCGCCCAGAUGUUGGGAUUAAGUGCUGAGCAUCUUGCUCAGUCUACUAUGGGGUCGGAUAAUCAACAAUAUUCACCCCAAAUAUCGUACGGAUAUCAAAGAACUUCACGGGAACCCUCUCAUUACCGAAAUGAGACGCCUUAUCUUGUGCACCCAACUCCAUCUCAUCAACAGGCGCAUUCGCUUCAGGGAGCUACUUCAAGAAACUCUUCGCCCUCCCCGGCACCGAACAUGUCUCAAGAUUACUAUGCAAGGAAUUCUCCCUUGUCAACAACACGAAAUCCAAGUGAAAGGCCACACUCUUCAAGCAGACCACAAUCCCGAGAGGGUGGUAAUCACCAAAUAACCUCGCCAUCCUCGAGGCCGUCUAGUGUUCAGGGCAGUGCUUAUGAGACACUAAAUAUUAAACCAUCUUCUUACGCUCAUCAUAAACUCAAAUUAGGUCAACUCUCUUAUUCAAAUUCGGUCAUACAUAACACCUAUGCCAAUGCACAGCAGCUUUCGUCUGCUCAUUAUUCUCCACACAAUUUUCAAAUGGAUCAUAUGGCUGCACAACAGCAGCAAUUGCAACAACCAAGCCAUAAUUUUCAAAUAUUUAAACAGAACACUGUCAUGUCACCCAGUGAUUCUCCAGCAGCUGCUCUACAGAGAACACCAUUAUCUAGUCCAUUCGGUGCAGACUUUCAAGCGUCUCGCGAAACAGAAGAUGUUUUAGAUUUGCGUAAUACAUCAAAUAUAAGAUCUUCGAUGCCGCCAAAAGCAUCAACGCCAAUUGCUACACCAACUCCUAUUAACUCCACAAUACCCUCAACUCCACAAGUAAACAGUAAUCCACCAAGUACGUCUGUAGAAGUUGGAAUUUUAGAUCUUUCUAUGCCCGAUAAAAAUUCAACCACAGAAGUCUGUUACGCUUGUGGCGACGAACAAAGGCGUGGUAGUUUGAUAGAAAUCAGCACACUCAAAUCAAAAGAUGACAAAAUCGAUCGUCCAUAUUUUCCCAUUUUCUACGACAUGCAUCCAAGACCGGCCCGUUCACGACCAAUGGAUCCCAGGGGUAUGAUACAGGCUUGUCACUUGUGCUACGAACAUUUAAUGAAACAGUGGCAUCAUUUCAAGACAAAUCAGAUUCCGGAAAAUGAACGUAAUUACUAUUUACGUAAAAAACCAGCAUCAGCGGUCGAACGUGCAAAGUUUGUCUGCUACACGUGUGGUGUUGAUACACCCUCCUCUCAAUUAAGGCUGGUAUAUUGCUGUCCUAAUGCAGAACGAGAACCGUAUUAUCCGUUUAUACAAACAAUGACGGCUUACAAAAAUGCAAGUCCAAUAAGUCCGCAAGGAAUGGUUCAAAUAUGCUUCACUUGUUAUGAAAAACACUCUAGUCGUGCAGAGGGAAUCCAACAUUCAACAUUAGUUGUUUCAUCUGCAGAAAAGCCAUCCGAAAAUAAUUCCAAUCAUUCGUCCACGCACCAACCUCGGGAUAUAAAACCUUUAAGAAACAAUGAUUCACGACCAACGACACCCACACUCCAAGUGGGAGCACCACAACAACAGCAGCCUCAAAUUGAAAAUGGACAUGGCCAAUAUCCAUGUUACAUAUGCAAAACUUUAUGCGCUUCCAAUAAAAUGGAGUGGUUAUCCACAAGUGCUGAGCACAUGAAUUCCCACGCUAUGCAUUUUCCUUGUCUUAAAGGCAACACAAAUUCGAAUUCAAAUAAUAGUAAUAAUAAUGGUCGUGAUAACAAUAUAAGCAGUAGCAGCGGGUCUGCCGUUAAUAAUGAUCCAAAUGGUAAUCGUGUGUUGGCAUGUAAAGAUUGCGUAAAUCAUUUGGCGCGCCAAUGGGAAACAAUGGAUGCAGAACGAGUACCGUUAGAACACAGAAGAUAUAACAUUCCGUCUCCAGUCAUUACCUCUUCUUCGCCCAAUGGUUCUAGACAUGGAGGUUUGAGUAUUAAUACCCCGCCGUCUACACCAUCGGUUUCAUCGACACCAGCUACUUCCACGUCAAUAUAUUGCUUUUUAUGUGGCUUACAUUCUGAUUUAACGUUGGCUAGAGUUUUAUAUGCCAGUAAAGAGGGUUCAAGACCAUAUUUUCCUUUCUUACUAAAACACAGUUCCUUGCCAAAUGCUGAACAAUUACGGCCAGAUUAUUCAGCUUAUGUUUGUACCUUCUGUUAUCAUUCUCUAUUGAAGCAGUGGCGAAAAUAUGAAUCCCAAAAUCCUUCUAUAAAUGCAGUAGACCGUAAAUAUAAUUGGCACGAUUAUAUUUGUCAUUUGUGUGGUAUAACCACUUAUAGGAAACGAGUUAGAGCUUUGCCAGUCAAUGAAUUUCCCUUUGUGAAAAAUCGAAAAAGUGAAGAUGGCCUGCUGUUAGAAAAUGGUGAAUAUGCUGUUGUCUGUUUAGAUUGUUAUGAAACCUUAAGGCAACAAGCUUCACAACAUGAUCGUUUUGGUGUUCCAAUAUCUAAGCGUGCAUAUAAUUGGGUACCACAACCCCCACCCCCAGAAGACAGUCCAGAUGUGGCGGUCGCGCGUUUACCUUGUGGCGAACGUUCAGACAGAGUUCCAAUUAACACUGCCAUGAGACCAGUUGCCUCAGCUAAAAAGAACAGUUCACCCAAGCUAUACGACAAGUCUAGAGAUGUGCCACCAAAAGCUACUCAAAAACGACCAGCUACUAGUCCAGCUCCUGUAGUGCCCACGCCGCACCACUUACAAUCUCCGUCGACCCCGUCGGCCACCGCGGGUAAUACGACAAAUGUUGCACAAUCACAAUCAACAACAGCAAAUUUAAAUCAUAAUUUAGCUAGCAAUCACCUUGGCGCUCAUUCGCCUUCUUUGGCCCAACAACAACAUCAGGCACAUCAACAUGCUGUUGCAGCUGCAGCUGCUGCUGUGCAAGUUCAGCAACAAUUGGCUGGUGUACCAGGAGCUUUAAAUAGCGCCGCAACGCAAGCUCGAGGACCAUUUGCAUCUGCUUUGCGGAAUUUAGCAAAGCAAGCAGACAUCAAAGAGGAAGAAGAGGUUUCUUCACGAGAGAGAAACGAACGAAACGUGGCUCCAACUGUAGCGGCCCCCAGUGUGGGCGGUACUAGUACAAAUGUUUCGAUUACAUCAAAUCCAAACGUUAAUAGUAGAACUUCAGUUUCAAAUGAACGAAUUGGGAGUUCAUCGUUGACACAGACAGUUAAUAAUGAAGACCGUUCGUCGGCGGCAAAGAAGCGAUCAGCCCCUUCACCCCAACCAGUUGAAAAGAUAGCCCGUCUUAAUUCUCAAUCCAGUUCUGGCAUACAACCAGAGUUAUUGGCCAGAAGUGGCUUUCAACCAUACCGGUCAGACGAAAGACUAAUACAUCCAGCGGGUGCUUUUCCUUUGGACGCAUAUUCCCCAUUCGCAGGAAUAGCAGGCAUGCCACCAGGCGCCUUCAUAAAUCCAGCUGGUCUACCUUACACUGAUCAAAUGUAUUUGGACCAGCGUUUUCAGUUACUAAGAGCAGCAGGUGCACAUCCUUCUCAUCCUCAUGCUGCUCUGUACCCUCCAAUGGCAUCGCCGUAUGCUUCUCAUUUAUAUUCUAUGAUUCCUAGUGCAGCAUUGGGACUUGGUCCUAGUUUACAUGACCGAAUUAAACUGGAGGAGGAGCACAGGGCUAGGAUAGCUCGAGAAGAGGAACGUGAACGAGAAAUUCAACGAGAAAAAGAGAGAGAAAUUCGUGAAAUGCGAGAGCAGCGAGAAAGAGAACAGCGCGAAAAGGAGCAGAGAGAACGUGAGCAGCGAGAAAAAGAGCAGAGAGAAAAAGAGCAGAAAGAAAAAGAGGCAAGGGAAAGAGAAAUGCGCGAGAAAGAGAGGGAAGCUCGAGAAAGAGAACGCCAACAACUAUUAUCAGCUUCCCAUCAUUAUUCUAAUCCUUUGUAUAAUCCAUUGAGCCGAAAUAUACUAGGAUCUAUGAUACCACAUUUAAAUUUAGGUCUACGUGCCCCACCAGCCGGACUUCAGGCCUGCAUCUCGACCAUGUCUCCCUACCAUGUAACUAACCAAAGACAAAGUCCUCAUGGGGCAAUGGGAUUGAACUUAGGCUUACCGGGGUUGUCCGGAGUUUCACCACUGUCCCAUGUGCCCUCAAAUAUGCCGCAUCAUCUGCAGCAAGCUGCAUUAGGUUUAACCCAUCCUGGUUUUUCUGCAGCAGCUUUAGGUUUAGCCCAUCACAGCAUGAACUUGUCCCAUCCCCACAUGUCGCCGCAUCACCCGACAAUAACGUCCACGCAUCAACUACCACCUCACUCUACUGCAAUGCUCACAACUUCAGCUGGAUCUUCCCCGCAUGGAAACAUUAACGUAGUUAGUUCCAGCAGUUCAAUGUCAGCAAGGCAGUCUGAGUCAAAUAUGAUAACUUCUUCGGCGCCUACCAUUCAGGCUAGCGGAAGUAUAGCCCAACCAACAACUUCAUUAUCCACGCAUAUGUCUCCAAUGAGUAGUUCAUUAUACUACACCCAUCAUCCCAGUCAUUUGGCAGCAAUGCAUGCGGCAGCGACAGGAACUAUGUCGGCAGCAUCAAAUCAAAAUAGCGGUUCACUACAGAUUCCAAUGCCAGGGUCCGUCAAUCCAAUGUCUUUUUCCACUGCCGUCAUGCCGGGAAAAUUAACAACAUCCACAGCAUUGUCAUCAGGCAAUACCCAGAACGGAAGCAUUAAUAACAGAACUUCGCAUAGCCCGCACGCCAUGCGGCAUCACAUAGCGAAUGUCGUGCCACAGGCUACAUCAAUGGACAAACCGAAUACAACAGGUAUCUCCAAUUCUACACACGAACCAACGACAUUGGACCUAACUGGAUCUAACUCAAACUCGAGCAAUCAUGCACCUUCAACAGUCAGCAAUACGGAGUCCGUGCGCGUAACAAAUUUGCAAAUUCCUUCCAGCGAAGUUAACGGGGUGGAAAACAGCAACGAUGCUGCAAAAGAACAGGAGGACGUUUCAAAGGCAGAGAUGCAUUUAAAUGAAAAGAAACCACCGUCUUCUCCAUCAACGACAACAGCCACAACUAACGCUCCAUGUACUGGCAACAAAGAAUUGUCAGACGCUGAUCAGCAACCUAGUCCUAGUACAACCGAUGUACAAAACCGCCGGCACAGCAGCCCCGGUCAAGGUAAAAUUUCUGGUUCUUACACCUCCUCCACUACAACUACUAUUAUCACUGAUCAACACCAGCAGCUGGUUAAUGAAGUAAAACCAUCAUGUGGUAAAGACUUUUCAAAAGUAGUGCCGUCUCACGGCAUUAAAGCAACACACACAAAAAAUUCUGAAAUCUCCCAAAGUCAUUCAUCGCCUAAACCAACUUCCCCUCAUAUUGUGGAAAGCGGCAAGAAUUCCAAACUACCACCAAUACCUCUAGCAACUUCACCUCCCAGUACUGCUACUACUACUACAACUUCUUCUAAUUCUACUUCUACCUCUAACAAAACGUUCAAGACCCAGACGGACUUCCAACAGCUACAGUCUACAACCGAACAACCACCAACACUACACCCACAGCCCCCACCAUCGACUGGGGCCAUUAGCACAUCGGCAAACCCUCGUUCCUCACAGGCAGGUGCAGCCAAUCAAUCGCCGGACGUUGUAUCCACAUCCGGUGUCACUUCGACCACAAGUGGUACAACCUCACCACCGGUGGUUAGUAGCAGCACCAAUGUUGCCGGCUCUUCGCCACAAACGAAUUGCAUCGAUGAGGCUGCUGUCUCCAGUGCUACACCCACCACCUCAGUUCAGGCUGAGGUGAGUAGUAGGUGAUUGUAUGCAAAUCAAACGAGAUUUAUAUUGUUUCUAUUACAUACAUAUUAUCUCUUAUUAACCCGACCACCAACCACCAACAUAAUUUACACACAAACUAAUGAAAAGAAACCAUCGAUGCGUUUCAUUUAUGAAAAUGACACACUUGAGUGUCAUAACUUUGAGAGGAAUUAACACCUUCAUCUUGACUUUAUUCUGUCGUAAUUAUUAUUCGUGACAUGAUUUAUCUAUCUAUCUAUCAAAGCAAUAAAAUUAUCACAAAUGGUGGAGAUUAUGUUGAUUUGAACAGAUUUAUUUAUUUAUUUCAGACGAGUCAUUAUACAAAUAUUCGACACACUCUUUUCUUUUGUUGGUGGAAAAAUUGAGAAAAACUUAUUGUGUCCUUAAAACUGUUAACAAGAUUUAGUGUUUUUAUUUUAUUUUAUAUUAUUAUUUGUCAGUUAUUACUACUAUUUUAUUAUUAUUAUUUUAAUUUGUUUGCUCAACUAAAUUCUAAACAAUGAUGUACAAUUCUAAUAUAAUUUUCUUAAUACACGCAUAUACAUAUAAAUAUUUUUAGUUUGUUAUUAUUUUUACAUUUUCACACCUACUUACUUACUUACUUCAUUUGUAAUAGUUUAAUGAAAAUAUACAUACGUAAAUACAUACAUACAUAUUUGGAGAAUAAUCAAAUUACAUACUUUUAAGUUUAAGUUUCCCUAUUUCUUAUUUUUAUUUUUUAUUACAAUAUGAAAAACACAAAAUAAAUAAAGAAGUUGUAGCUACUACUACUGCUACUACUAUUACUUUAUGUGGUUCUAAAAGAAGACGAAGAUGAUAAACUUUUCUUUUUAUCGAUCUUUGCAUCGAUUUUCAUCUAAACUAAGAAAAAAUCAAAAUGUAUUUUAUUUUUUAUUAUUUGUUAAGUUUUUUGCUUUAAAUGAGUUAUAUUCAUAGUGCAUUAUGUUAACACAAUAAAAUGAUUACAUAUAUACAUAUAUAAACAACAAACAAACACAUAUAUACAUAUAUAUGUAUACGUAUAUAUCGAAUGGAGUAUGUAUAGAGAAAUAUCCAAUUGCAAAUUUAAUCGUAAAUAAAUGUUUUGAAUUAUUAUAAUUUAAAA